This is a messenger RNA of Drosophila melanogaster (fruit fly), 4521 nucleotides long. RefSeq names its product smad on X (gene Smox). Gene Ontology annotation, molecular function: co-SMAD binding. Gene Ontology annotation, biological process: regulation of anatomical structure size; R8 cell fate specification; regulation of synapse structure or activity. Gene Ontology annotation, cellular component: cytoplasm; cytosol; nucleus. The record is from RefSeq and is marked reviewed. The coding region runs from base 880 to 2340 and encodes 486 amino acids. The transcript is spliced from 2 exons. Lineage: Eukaryota; Metazoa; Arthropoda; Insecta; Diptera; Drosophilidae.
CACAGUCGGUCACACUAUUGUUGGGCAGCAAGUCUGGGCACACUGCAACUUUGCGAAUAGCAAAAUCGCGAAACGCAAAAAAUUAUAUUACUCCCAUAAAGCACAAUUCGAACGUAAAGUGAACUACUAACGUAUAGAAAAUAAACACAAAGAGCAUAACAUAAGAACAAACAACAAGGAGGCGUUUAAAUAUUUAUCAAAAUAAGUUCUCUGUUCUUGUUGUGCCUCUGUGUGUUUGUGUCUGUGCGCUCGUUUAACUGUGUGUGUGCUCCUUGCGUGUCGGUGUGCGGUGCCUGUGCUUUGGUGUGCGUGUGCGUAUAGCUGUCACUUUCUGGCGCGCACACAAGAUAUAUACACACAGAAAUUUGAAGAAGCGGUGCCCACCACACGGCCCCCUCCCCGUUCCAGACAACCAUCAACGCCACCAGCACCACCACCACCACCCCCUCCUGUUGGCGCGGCUCGGCUCGGCUCGGCUGGAUGUGUGCGCCCGGUUCCGGUGCCUUUUGGUUACCGUUCCCGUGCAUCUGGACCUGGAAGCAGUGUGUGCGUGCGAGUGAGCGGGCACGAUAGAAGUUGAAAGAGCAGGCGAAAGGAGCAAGAGCAGGACGACAGAGGAGCUCGAGUUGCCGGUACCGUUACAGAUCAGAAGUGCACAAGGGAAGCAGCAGCAGCAUUAGGACUGUUCCAGUUCCACUUCCCAGUCCCGUUCCAGUAUUCCAGAGAAGGUGAUCGAAAUAAAACUAAAACUAAAACUCGACCAACGCCAGCAGUGAGAGCAGUAUUCAAAAGGCAACGCAGAGUUGGAGGAGGAGGAGCUAGUGGACGCGGAGGACACCAGGAAAGCCCAGGAGAACUCCCCCCCCCUGAGACCCUGAGAUGUUGCCAUUCACCCCGCAGGUGGUCAAGCGUUUGUUAGCACUCAAAAAGGGCAACGAGGACAACAGCGUCGAGGGCAAGUGGUCAGAGAAGGCCGUCAAGAAUCUGGUCAAGAAGAUCAAGAAGAAUUCGCAGCUGGAGGAGCUAGAGCGCGCGAUCUCCACACAGAACUGCCAGACGCGGUGCGUGACGGUGCCGCGCAGCAAGCCAGCUCCCGCCGGCGAGCAUCUGCGCAAGGGUCUGCCGCACGUCAUCUAUUGCCGCCUGUGGCGCUGGCCCGAUCUCCAGAGUCAGAAUGAACUAAAGCCCCUCGAUCAUUGCGAGUACGCCUUCCAUUUGCGCAAGGAGGAGAUCUGCAUAAAUCCGUACCACUACAAAAAAAUUGAACUGUCCAUCCUGGUGCCCAAAUCGCUGCCCACGCCGCCCGACUCCAUUGUGGACUAUCCGCUGGACAACCAUACGCACCAGAUACCCAACAACACCGAUUACAAUGCGGCGAUCAUUCGCAGCGCCUCGUUGAGUCCGCCGCAGUACAUGGAAUUGGGCGGUGCCGGGCCCGUUUCCGUAUCAUCGUCUGCCAGUUCGACGCCAGCGACUGCCGCCGGUGGUGGUGGUGGUCCCUCCUCGUCGUCGUCGUCGUCAUCGUCCGCCGCCUCCGCCUAUCAACAGCAACAGCAGCAGCUGUCCUUUGGCCAAAACAUGGACUCUCAAUCGAGUGUGCUUAGUGUGGGCAGCAGCAUUCCCAACACCGGCACCCCGCCGCCCGGCUAUAUGAGCGAGGAUGGUGACCCCAUCGAUCCUAACGACAACAUGAACAUGUCGCGUCUAACGCCGCCCGCCGAUGCAGCGCCGGUGAUGUACCACGAGCCGGCCUUUUGGUGUUCCAUCUCCUACUAUGAGCUAAAUACGCGUGUCGGCGAGACGUUCCAUGCCUCGCAGCCCUCGAUCACGGUGGAUGGCUUUACCGAUCCCUCCAAUUCGGAGCGCUUUUGCCUCGGACUGCUGUCUAAUGUGAAUCGCAACGAGGUCGUGGAGCAGACACGUCGCCACAUCGGCAAGGGCGUACGGCUUUACUAUAUUGGCGGUGAGGUAUUCGCAGAAUGUCUGAGCGAUUCGUCCAUUUUCGUACAGAGCCCAAAUUGUAAUCAGCGAUAUGGCUGGCAUCCGGCCACCGUAUGCAAGAUACCGCCCGGUUGCAACCUAAAGAUCUUCAACAACCAGGAGUUUGCCGCCCUGCUGUCGCAGUCCGUGUCGCAGGGAUUCGAAGCGGUCUACCAAUUGACACGCAUGUGCACCAUCCGCAUGUCGUUCGUCAAGGGCUGGGGCGCCGAAUAUCGCCGCCAGACGGUGACCUCAACGCCCUGCUGGAUCGAACUCCAUCUGAACGGGCCGCUCCAGUGGCUGGAUCGCGUGCUCACACAGAUGGGUUCGCCACGGCUGCCGUGCAGCUCCAUGUCAUAAGCGCACGGCCGGUUCCGGUUUUCAAUCUUCCCCCUCCCCCAAUUUUCCGCACAGAAAGCGCCGGAGUUUAAGGCCCAUUUUUGGGUUUGAAAGAAGAUCCACAGAAAUCCCAGUAAACGGCUCUGACAAGUAACACUGACGAUGAAUGGAUACUAUCCUCAAGAAUUUGCGGUAGUCAAUAUCGUUUAUUAUCGAUUUUUAUUCACAUUCGAGAGAAAUUUCAAUGGUUAUUAAGAUGAAAUUGGUAUGCAAUCAAUGUGCUUUUGUUCGGCUUUGUAGUGAUGUAGUUUAAAUACCCUCUGUCAGGGUAUAAAAUUUAAUUAUGUCACUAGCUCUAGAAAAAGUACAUUUCACUUGCCGAAAGCUGUACAAAUUGAUGUUGAAAAAAACUACUUGAAUCCUUGAUGUAACAAGAACUUCCGCAUCAUCCAAAAAUACUAUAUACAGCUCUAUUCAUGUUGAAUAUGACCCGAGAUUCAUCAGUGUUACUAGUCAGCAGCUCCGCGGGAUAUCAAAAUGAGAAUCGGAAUUGGUUUCAAAGAGAAAACCAAGAAAAAUUCUGAGAGCACAUAUGAAAUAAGUUCAGGCAAAUUAUAUACGAGUACAUAAAUGAGUAAUUGAAAAACAAAUGGUAGAUGCAAACCAGAUGCAGAUAUAUCUAUAUACAAAGAGCACACACUUACAUGUGGGAUAUAUAUCUUUACAAGCAUAUAUGAGAGAGAACAUGUAUUUGGCGUUACAAGUUUAGGACUAUAUAUUGUGUAGGUGGAAACGUGGAGAGAGUUACAGUUUUCGAUAAGAAGCAACAAUUUUUUUAAACAUUUUACAUACAAAAAAAAAAAAAAAAAAAGAAAACCAAAAGCACAUGAGGAAAUAACCGAAAUGGAACCGACCAGGAACACAAAAAAACCAAAAGAUACCCCGAAUCUGUGUGCGUAAAGUUGGUAGCGCUAGAAGCGAGAGAGUCAAAAUUCUUUGAGAAAGAAGCAAAACAAUUAAAUUGGUGAUUUGGAACAAAAAUGAAUGAGCAAAACAGGAACUGGGAUUUAUCAAGCUUGAAGCUUACACACACAGACACACUACCAUACAUUGCAAAUGUACAUAAGACCAAAAUAAUGAAAUUAUUCACGCAGGACCUCCACUUGAUCGAGUAUGGGAUUAUAGAUAUAUCCGUUUGAAGAUGGUUGUUAAACGUUUCGAUUUUCGCUUAGUACGUGUGUGUUAAAAAAUUCGUAAACUCUUAAAGCGCAGUCAGCUCUUGUUAGUCGUAAUAUCCGUAAAAUGCGAUCAUAUAUCCUAUGUGUAAAGCACUUGCCCAACAAAAUUUGAAUGCCGCAAGCCAGGUCUGGCCCAUCUAAGGUGCCAUUUUGUUCAGAACUGCAUUUAUUGUGUACCAAAUGAGAGAUUCUUGAUUCUUUUACAGCAUCGUAUUUGAAACGAUAGCUUAACCAACCAAUAUGCAAUAUGGUUUGCCGUUGCUGGCCGGAUUUUGCUUGGCAAGUGCACGUUUUUCUUGGGUCUAGAUCUUAAGUCUAUAUAUGUAACAAAAUUCGCUAGCUUAUCUUAACGUUUAAAGAGCCCAAAUCCAGUUUAAGUUCAAGUUCAAAUUGUUUUUACGUCAAUAUUUGCUGAUUCUUUUAAUUCUUUUGUUUUUUUUUGCCCAUUGCUUCGCUGUUACGACCAAAAAUAACUGUACCGCCUGGCCAGUGUUGGGCAGUGAAUGGUGCGUGGCGGGCAGUGUUGCCUAGCGCACUUGUCCUCUGGUUCCGGCGAAACUUUAAUUUAAGUUUUGUCUAUUGUUUGCCCCCUUUGUUGCUUUUAAGUUUCUCACGUGUGCAGUUUAGUGCUAAGACACUUAGUCCUGAUUGUCAAUCAAUCGAAUAAACGACCGCGAACGAGAUUGUGUUUUGUUAAUUGGCUCUAAUCACUGUUUUUAAUCAAACAAUUGUUUUCGUAUUUCCGGCUAAGCCCGCAAAUAAUGUAAUGUAAUCCUUAAGUUAUGCCUAAACGAAACAAAGCAAUGCAGGCGAACAUGCAACAGCAACAGUCAACAGUCCUCCGAGGACACAACCACAGAGAACCAGCAACCCCGUACCCGUAACUUUAUAAAGUAUAAAUACAAAUAUAUACAUAUAUCUAAUAUGCAAGCAUGCAGAUAAAGACAAACAGAAUCGUAUAUAU